Molecule: messenger RNA, 1586 nt
Organism: Monascus purpureus
Lineage: Eukaryota; Fungi; Ascomycota; Eurotiomycetes; Eurotiales; Aspergillaceae
Source: the annotation of a GenBank genome assembly
GGCGUCAUAUAUAUGAGCACCCUUUUGUCUAUUUGUUUGUAAAUAUCCUCUUUCUUCUCAUGCUCACGGUCUUCUCUCUUGUCUCACUUCCAGGACUUGCAGUGAAGCUACAACUGGUAAGGGCUGCAGCUCUCUCAACCAUCUCCAGCAUCCUCCACAUCAAGCACAGUAAAUUCACUCGAGAAGCGUCUUGCCAACCCGCUGCUUGCCUAGUGUGAUACUUUCCCAAAAUGGAAGGCCGUGUGCACUUCAACUCCGUUCUUCCCUUGGUGAUUGCCACAAUGAUUGGGGCCUUUGCGUUCUCCAUGUAUCUGAUAACAAUUUUUCGGGUAUAUUCAUACGCAAAAGGCAAGAAUAUACCCGGAAAAGGUUGCAGAAAGGGAGCUACUGGAAGUCCAGACAAAAAGAUGGAGAGGAAGAUGGCCACCGUUCAUUCACACAAACAUGAAACAAAUUGCUGGGAAAAUUUACUCGACACUGGCUUGGACGACCUUCUUAUACCCACAUUGGAGCCUGAACAGAGGGCCAAGGCGACAACCACCAUGGAUCGACAUGUUCCAGACAACGUUCCUGCGACUAUUCCCCCAAAGGUCUCCGUCCCGGACACGCAGAAGAAGGUUGUUCCAUGGGACGGCAAGAUAAACUGGGCUCUAAAAGAGAGUAGCGUCUUCGACAGCGAAAAAGAGGAGCACGAAGCGUGUAGUAUAUUGUCGCGCCAUCAUAACCUGUCAAAUAUGUGGUUCUGUCAGUACGGACUUCGCUACAUCCCACAGUCAGACAACAAUAACACGUAUCGGACGAUCAAGAUCGAAUACCUCCCCUUGUUUACCACAGUCGAUGUUCUGUUGAGCAAGAUCCGCGGAGGCACCAUCUACUCUGCUCGACUGCUGAACACGAGCCUGAUCACAGGCCACCACACGGCUCUUGUGGUCUUCCUUCUGCAGAGGGAUGCGCUACAGUUCCUUGAGCGUGCGUCGAAAACGGGAUUCUGGAUUCAUCAUGCCAAGGCGAAAGUGUCCCUUGUCAACACCCCUACCUAUCCCAUUUCAUGGGAAAUGGAACGUCUGAUUUUCAGAGAAGGUCACACGCGCUGCAUUUCCAUGACGGGAAUGAACGAGCUGCUGGUGAAGAAACUCUCUCUUGUCAUGCAAAAGCGCUUCUGCCACUAUUACGUUGAAAGCACGGAGGACGGACCUGAAGGCCAGAUCUGUAUUCGCUUCCACUCCAUCAAGAUAGCGACCGCGGUAUACGAGCUGGUUCGUAAUAAUCCGAGAUUCCGGUAUUGUCGCGUGUCGUUUGCCCGGGACCCAUGCUGCCAGGAUCCGGAGGAUGAAGGUGGUAAGGGCGGUGGGGAUCGUUGAGUUGGGUACCAUUAGAUAUGGCAUACUUGCUCAACGGAACGCGUCGUGCUGUUUUCAAGCAUCAGAUGUUCUUUCUGCCCGGCAAAGAAUUAACAGACUUUGGGGAGUGAGGUAAGGGAAAUGGGAAGGAUCUUGUCAUGUGCAAAUCUCGACAUAGUGCAUAGUGCAAUGGAAAAAUAGUCCAUAGUCGGUAAUCAUGGUGUCAUUGAUGUGCGUAGCCAAGAG